AUGCUCGGUGUGAUUACAUCGAUUGGUGGUUUCCUGUUCGGUUACGAUACUGGUCAAAUCUCCGGUAUUCUGCUGUUCCGCGACUUCAUUGACCGCUUCGGACAAGAUCAGGGCAAUGGUCAGGUUGCUUUUGAUCCAACUAUCUCGUCUCUGCUCGUCUCGCUCAUGUCUAUUGGUACCCUUUUCGGCGCACUUGCUGGUGCAUACACUGCCGACUUUUUUGGACGUCGCAAGAACCUUACUGUUGGUGUGAUCAUCUUCAUUGUCGGAAACACUAUCCAAGUCACGGCCAUGGAAAGUUGGGUCCACAUGACUAUCGGUCGUAUUGUUGCUGGUCUUGGUGUCGGUAUUCUGUCUAUUGGUGUCCCCAUGUACCAAUCCGAAGUCUGCCCCCGUGAAAUCCGUGGCCCAGUCGUCGCAUCAUACCAACUCAUGAUUACUGUUGGCAUUCUGAUCUCCAACAUUAUCAACUACGGUGUCCGUGACAACCCAGGUCAGGAUAACUCUGCCUCCUGGAGAAUCGUCAUUGGUCUUGGUAUCGCCUUCUCCGUUCCUCUUGGUUUCGGUGUUCUAUUCACCCCUGAGUCGCCUAGGUGGCUGGCUGGCAAGGGUCGAUGGGAAGAUGCGCGUAUCGCCAUGGCUCGUCUCCGUGGUCUCAAGCACGACCCCAACAACCAGUUGGUCAAUGAAGACUUCAAAGAAAUGGAGGACUCCAUCAACGAGCAAAAGAGCGCCGGUCAGGGUUCUUGGAAGGAAUGCUUCGCCCGCUCAUCUUCUGGUAUUCCCCGUGUUGUAUACAGGACGUUCCUUGGCUGUGCCCUUCAGUUUGCGCAACAGUGGACUGGUGUCAACUACUUUUUCUACUAUGGAGCAACCAUCUUCCAGUCCGCCGGUGUUCAAGAUCCCAUUCAGGUUCAGCUCAUUCUUGGCGCUGUCAAUGUAGCAAUGACUUUCCCUGGUCUCUACCUCAUCGAGCGACUUGGUCGCCGAAUUCCACUGGUUCUUGGAGGUCUCUGGCAAGCAACUUGGCUCCUCAUCUUCGCCGUCAUCGGUGUCGUCUUACCCCCAACUGAGAACGAGGUUUCUGGAAUUGUUAUGAUUGUCGCUGCAUGCAUGUUCAUUGCAAGUUUCGCUGCCACAUGGGGACCCUUCAUUUGGGUCGUAAUUGGUGAGACGUUCCCUCUGCGAACACGUGCCAAGCAAGCUUCGUUGGCUACGGCAUUCAACUGGCUUGGUAACUUCUUGAUCGGUUUCCUCACCCCUUAUGCCGAUGAUGGUAUCGGAUACGCUUUUGGUUUCGUCUUCUUCGGCUGCAACUUUGUCGCAGCCGCCAUUGUCUACUUCUUCCUUUUCGAGACCAAGGGUCUGUCUCUCGAGAACGUCGACAUUAUGUACUCGGAUAACAACCUCUCCGCUAGGACCAGUAAGAAGUGGGUACCUGCAGGAUACAUUACGCGUAACGAACGCGACGACGCUUACUGGCAACGCCGCCACAGCGCUGUCGCUGCCAAUGGCGGUGCGCCUGGCAGCGUUGCUGAGAAGUACAACGACAAGGACGACAGCUCACCCGAAAGGGGAAUGUCGUUGCACCAAGAGCGCGUUAACUAG
This is a messenger RNA of Bipolaris zeicola 26-R-13, 1608 nucleotides long. RefSeq lists its product as uncharacterized. The transcript has 5 exons. Lineage: Eukaryota; Fungi; Ascomycota; Dothideomycetes; Pleosporales; Pleosporaceae. Gene Ontology annotation, molecular function: carbohydrate:proton symporter activity. Bases 1 to 1608 code for a protein of 535 amino acids. Gene Ontology annotation, biological process: carbohydrate transport; transmembrane transport. Gene Ontology annotation, cellular component: membrane. The record is from RefSeq and is a predicted model, not a curated record.